UUCGGAGUUUGCCGCGCGUAGUUGCUUGUCUCUCGUCUUGUGUGCAGGUGCUGUUACGAAAAGAGGCCCGGUGGCCGCUUUCCUUCUAUCUGUUUUCGCAAUGAGACUUUGAUCCAAUAGGUCGGUCAGAUAAAACGGUGUCAUGGCACGACAACAAUGACCGAGACUGCGUUUCUCACUGAGGAAUCCAGCAGGAAACCCAGUAUGUGGGGCGGAUUUCGCUGUAACAGAACUUUCGUGAUACUGUUCCUGCUAAAUGUCAUCGCAUUCCAAGCUAUCGUAUGUGAGUGCUCAUCUACUUAGCCCGCGCUACUCUUAUCGCUGUGCAUAUAUCAGCAGAUCAGCUGUCUGUAUGCGCGAGUGACAGAACCAAGGACGCGCGAUUCGAAAUUGAUUAUUAUCAAGAACACAACAAAUGGGAAGAAAUAAGAUCUGAGUUGGAGCCAGUAAUAGCGGAUCUGCGGGAUAUGCAGGGUCUGACAUUCAGCUUGCUGAAGAGGCUGGAAGCACAUGGUCUUUUCGUCGAGAAUGUCCGCGGACGAGGGGACGAUAAUCGACCUGUCAUCUACGCGAUCACGCCCACGUUUGCUAGGCCCGUGCAGAAAGCCGAGCUCACUCGACUGGCGCAGACGUUCCUCCACGUGCCCAACUUCCACUGGAUCCUCGUGGAAGAUGCGCCGCAGAAAACCUCUCUGGUUACUCGGUUUCUGGAGACUAGCGGCCUGAUUUAUACUCAUCUGUCGGCGGCAACCCCGCCGAACUACAAGCUAGGCAGGAAUGAUCCGAACUGGAAGAAACCGCGUGGGGUUGAACAGCGAAACGCGGCGUUAAGGUGGCUCAGGGAGAAUCUGAAGCCAUCCGACAGAGGUGUCGUCUACUUUGCCGACGACGACAAUACAUAUUCUAUUAAGCUCUUCCGCGAGAUGGAAAAAAUACAAAGAGUCGGUGUGUGGCCAGUCGGUUUAGUCGGCGGUUUAAUGGUAGAGAAGCCUAUUUGUGAUAACGCUACUAAACAAGUACUCGGUUUUAAUGCGGCAUGGAAACCAGACCGUCCGUUUCCAGUCGACAUGGCAGGUUUUGCCAUUAAUCUCGAGCUAUUGCUCAAGCACAAGGACGCGUGGUUCUCGUACGACGUGCAAGGUGGUUAUCAAGAGAGUGAAAUACUCAGGCAAAUAAUUACGAGGGAUCAAUUGGAGCCAUUGGCAGACUGUUGCACAAAAGUGUACGUAUGGCAUACGCGAACGGAACCGCCGCAGUUAAACGUCGAACAGAUGUUAAUCAAAAAAGGUAAACGUUCCAACAUCGGCAUUGAGGUAUGAAAAGGUUGCUCAUUUUAGCAGAAGCCAUUAUAGCGCUGAUUAUUACAAUAAAUUAUUAUAUAUUACAAUAAAUUCGAUGACAUCGAUCUUAAGCUUAGGAAAAAUAGGAUAAACUUUCGUAAACACUUUUUUAUUAUGGGCCUUACAUAUAUAUUCACACGUAGAAUAAUACAGUGUCAUACUGUAUAGCCGCUUGUAGCUGUGCGAACAAUACUAGGAAAGAACAGGGAAGAAUAAAGAAAUAUUACCGAGUAAU
Molecule: messenger RNA, 1575 nt
Organism: Cataglyphis hispanica
Lineage: Eukaryota; Metazoa; Arthropoda; Insecta; Hymenoptera; Formicidae
Gene: GlcAT-I
Product: galactosylgalactosylxylosylprotein 3-beta-glucuronosyltransferase I
Exons: 4
Coding region: 468-1319 (283 amino acids)
Biological process (GO): chondroitin sulfate proteoglycan biosynthetic process; carbohydrate metabolic process
Cellular component (GO): Golgi membrane
Molecular function (GO): galactosylgalactosylxylosylprotein 3-beta-glucuronosyltransferase activity
Source: RefSeq, a predicted model, not a curated record